Molecule: messenger RNA, 162 nt
Organism: Bipolaris victoriae FI3
Lineage: Eukaryota; Fungi; Ascomycota; Dothideomycetes; Pleosporales; Pleosporaceae
Exons: 1
Coding region: 1-162 (53 amino acids)
Source: RefSeq, a predicted model, not a curated record
AUGCGUGUGCAUCUGAAGAAGUAUUUUCUUGCCCCAAACCCUCCCUAUUCGAACCAAGAUAUUAAAGAAAAAGUCGCUCAUAUCAAAAUCUUCAAUCCAACAGCUUCAGAAAAGAAUAGCAUAGUCCAUAGUAUGCCUAGGAAAAAACGGAUACAAUCAUAA